CCUCCGCCUUACCGGAAGUCGCUUUCGUGACGAGCUAAAAACGCCCGUCGGGGGCGUGUCUUCUGCAGUAGCCAAUGGGCUCUGCCUACUUCCGUUCUUCGUCAUCGUUUUGUCUAAUCGUAGCCUGUGACGUUUGACGCGGAGGGAGCUACAGAAACCGAGAGGGGCCAGGCGCUCCAGUUGCUCCGAAGCGGGGAAGGGGCAAGAUGGUUUACAUCUCGAAUGGACAAGUGUUGGACAGCCGGAGUCAGUCUCCAUGGAGAUUAUCUUUGAUAACAGAUUUCUUCUGGGGAAUAGCCGAGUUUGUGGUUUUGUUUUUUAAAACUCUGCUUCAGCAAGAUGUGAAAAAAAGAAGAGGCUACGGAAGCUCAUCUGAUUCCAGAUAUGAUGAUGGAAGAGGGCCACCAGGAAACCCUCCUCGAAGAAUGGGUCGAAUCAAUCAUCUGCGUGGCCCCAGUCCCCCUCCAAUGGCUGGUGGAUGAGGAAGGUAAAUGUCUGCUCUAAGAAGCAGACAACUGGGCAUGCACAUUCAUAGUAGUAGAAGGAAACCAUCAAGAAUUGAAGAACUGACCAUGCUGGACAAGUAGAUGAAUGUGUAUGUCUAAACAAGGAUUGCUCUGUGUCUUCACAGAUGAAUGAGGUCAUGCUGGGAAUUCCCUCUGCAGGGAACUGGCCUGACUGACAUGCAGUUCUAUAAAUGCACAUGUUUGUCUCAUCUUUUUUGUAUAGUUUAUUAAAGUAUUAAUAUAGUUUUAAUAAGUAAGUAUUUUUAGGUUGCAGAAGUGAUUCCUCAUCUUUAUAUAAUUAAAUCACAAAAACUCUUGAAUCUGAAGAAAAUAAAAUCUGUGUAUUCAAUACUA
Carlito syrichta (Philippine tarsier) is the source of this 860-nucleotide messenger RNA. RefSeq names its product selenoprotein K (gene SELENOK). NCBI's taxonomy places the organism in Eukaryota, Metazoa, Chordata, Mammalia, Primates, Tarsiidae. Gene Ontology annotation, biological process: calcium ion transport; endoplasmic reticulum calcium ion homeostasis. The transcript has 5 exons. The record is from RefSeq and is a predicted model, not a curated record. Gene Ontology annotation, cellular component: endoplasmic reticulum membrane; Golgi apparatus.